Penicillium robsamsonii is the source of this 387-nucleotide messenger RNA. RefSeq lists its product as uncharacterized. Bases 1 to 387 code for a protein of 128 amino acids. The record is from RefSeq and is a predicted model, not a curated record. Lineage: Eukaryota; Fungi; Ascomycota; Eurotiomycetes; Eurotiales; Aspergillaceae. The transcript is spliced from 2 exons.
AUGUCCCUCCCCGGGGUUGAACCUCAGGGAGGCGGGGAAUCUUCGUCCCCACGCGGUUCGCAUUCGAAUCAGCAUCAAUUCACCCCGACAGCUACCCUUCCACCCAAUUCCAGGCGAUCGAGUGAAGAAAUUACUCAGGAAGAACUUGAUCGUAAACCGUGGAAAUACAUCGCUUUGCAGGAUAAUAUUGCGUGUCUUGAAGGGGAACUCGAGGACAUUGAUCGCUUCUAUAGCAGACAGGAGGUUCCGGAUGAGAACAACGGAUCAUUCAGACAUGAUACGCGCCAAGAACGAGUCAAAUGUCUAUGGAAAAUUAAAGAUGCGUUGGAAAAGUAUAGUGUGCAAUACCCGUCAAUUAUUUAUUUGCGCUUGAAGAGCAAACGUUGA